Molecule: messenger RNA, 10648 nt
Organism: Sardina pilchardus (European sardine)
Lineage: Eukaryota; Metazoa; Chordata; Actinopteri; Clupeiformes; Clupeidae
Gene: notch3
Product: notch receptor 3
Exons: 33
Coding region: 201-7691 (2496 amino acids)
Biological process (GO): regulation of developmental process; cell differentiation; Notch signaling pathway
Cellular component (GO): membrane
Molecular function (GO): protein binding; calcium ion binding; signaling receptor activity
Source: RefSeq, a predicted model, not a curated record
GACGCACUGCUGCCCGUCCGAGCAGCGGAGAAUCCCUAUUGGAUCUAUUUUAAAACACCAUUUUAUGUUUUCAGUUAACGUGAAAAGAUUUUAAAUCUACUUUAUGACGCUACGUAUCGAGGUUUCUGGGACCUUUUAUCUGUUCGUUUUUUGAAGGAUGUAUUAUUGAAAACGCCUCUGAAGAAGAGUUGGAACAAGAAAUGGGGAUUUACAGUAUUUGGAUAUUUUUAUCAUUUUUAUGUGUUGUACAACAUAUCGAUGGUCUCCGCUGUGUGGAUUCAUACAGACCCUGUGAGAAUGGAGGAAUAUGUUCAAGCUCAAAAUGCAUGUGCCGGCCCGGCUACAUCGGAAAUCUGUGCCAACACCAGGAUCCGUGUCACCGGACGCCGUGCCUCAACGGAGCCGUCUGCAAGAGCCAGGUGGCCAACGGCAUCCCCCAGUACACCUGCGUGUGCCAGCGAGGGUUCCGAGGUCAAGACUGCUCGCAGAUUGAUGCCUGUGCCACCAGCCCCUGUGCCAAUGGUGCCCGCUGCGUCAACUGGAACAACCACUACAACUGCUCGUGCCCGCCCGGCUUCCAGGGCAAGAACUGCCGCAAUGACAUCGACGAGUGCCGCAAGUCGGGCAAGUGCCUGAACGGCGGCGUCUGCCAGAACACGCACGGCUCCUACACCUGCCGAUGCCCGCCGGGCUACAGCGGGCGCACGUGCGAGAUCGUCACCCUGCCCUGCGCGCCCUCCCAGUGCCUCAACGGGGGCACGUGCCACCAGAUCAGCGAUCACGCCUAUGAGUGUGCCUGCCUGCCAGGCUUCGAAGGCCACAACUGCGAGACCAACGUGGACGACUGCCCCGGGCACAAAUGCAUGAAUGGGGGUAUAUGCGUGGACGGAGUCAACACCUACAACUGCCAGUGCCCACCAGAAUGGACAGGCCAGUACUGUGCGGAGGACGUGAACGAGUGCCUGAUGCAGCCCAACGCCUGCCACAACGGCGGCACCUGCUUCAACACCAUCGGCGGCCACACCUGCGUCUGCGUCAACGGCUGGACCGGCGACGACUGCAGCGAGAACAUCGACGACUGCGCCACCGCCGUCUGCUUCAACGGCGCCACGUGCCACGACCGCGUCGCCUCCUUCUUCUGCGAGUGCCCGGUGGGCAAGACCGGUCUCCUGUGUCAUCUGGAUGAUGCGUGUGUGAGUAACCCGUGUAACGAGGGAGCAGUGUGUGACACCAACCCCCUGAACGGCCGAGCCAUCUGCACCUGCCCCGCCGGCUUUGUGGGCGGAGCCUGCAACCAGGACAUGGACGAGUGCUCCAUCGGUGCGAAUCCUUGCGAGCACUUUGGCAAGUGUGUGAACACGGAGGGCUCCUUCCAGUGCCAGUGCGGGCGCGGGUACACGGGACCACGCUGCGAGAUCGACAUCAACGAGUGCCUGUCCAUGCCGUGCCAAAACGAUGCCACUUGCCUGGACCGCAUCGGGGAGUUCACCUGCAUCUGCAUGCCAGGCUACACGGGGACGUACUGCGAGGUGGACCUGGACGAGUGUGAGAGCAACCCCUGUGUGAACGACGGCAUCUGCAGGGACAUGGUCAACGGCUUCUCCUGCACCUGCCAGCCAGGCUUCACCGGCACCAUGUGUCAGAUCGACAUUGACGAGUGCGCCAGCACGCCCUGCCAGAACGGUGCCAAGUGCUUCGACCGGCCCAACGGAUACGAGUGCCGCUGCGCAGAAGGCUUCGAGGGGCCCCUGUGCGAGAGCAACAUCGACAACUGCCGGCCCGACCCGUGCCACCACGGCGCCUGCAUCGAUGGCAUCGCCACCUACUCCUGCAACUGCGAGCCGGGCUACACGGGCUACCGCUGCGAGAACCAGCUCAACGAGUGCCACAGCAACCCCUGCCAGAACGGCGGCAAGUGCGUGGACCUGGUCAACAAGUACAUCUGCCAGUGCCUGCACGGCACCUCAGGUGUCAACUGUGAGCUCAACUUUGAUGACUGUGCCAGCAACCCGUGUGAGUUUGGCAUGUGCAAGGACGGCAUCAACCGCUACGACUGUGUCUGCAAGCCUGGCUUCACCGGCCCGAAGUGUAACGUGGAGAUAGACGAGUGCUCGUCCAAUCCAUGCCGUAACGGCGGCACGUGUGUUGACGAGGAGAACGGCUUCCACUGCCAGUGUCCCGAGGGCUUCCACGAGCCCUACUGCUACUCCAAGGUGGACGAGUGCGCCAGCAACCCCUGUGUCAACGGGGCCUGCAGAGAAGACCCCAACGGCUAUAGGUGUGACUGUGAGCCUGGAUGGGUGGGGAAGAACUGCGACGUCAACCGGAACGACUGCCUGCCCAGUCCCUGCCAGAACGCCGGUACCUGCAUAGACCAGCUCAACGGUUUUGUCUGCAAGUGCCGCCAGGGCUUCAAAGGUAACCUGUGCCAAAUGAACAUCAACGAGUGCUCGUCGAGCCCGUGCCUGAACGGCGGCACCUGUGUGGACGGCGUGGCCAGCUUCACCUGCCGGUGCGAGCUGCCCUACAGCGGGCCCACCUGCGCCGAGGUGCUCACGCCCUGCUCGCCCAACCCCUGCUCCAACCACGCCCAGUGCCUCCACACGCCCGACUACCUGGGCUACCAGUGCAGCUGCCAGACUGGGUGGCAAGGCCAGCUGUGUAACGUGGAUGUGAACGAGUGCUACCCCUCCAACCCCUGCAAGAACCGCGGCACCUGCACCAACACACUCGGGGCCUACGUGUGCUCCUGCCGCGCCGGCUUCACCGGGCCCAACUGCGAGACGGACAUCAACGACUGCUCACCCAGCCCCUGUCUGAAUGGAGGCUCGUGCUCAGACGGCGUGAACAGCUUCCAGUGCAGCUGCCUGCCCGGCUUCACAGACACGCGCUGCGCCGUGGAGGUCAACGAGUGCCAGAGCGCCCCCUGUAGGAACGGAGGCACAUGCACCGAUUAUGUUAACAGCUACACAUGCACCUGCAAGCCCGGCUUCACGGGCAUCCACUGCGAGACCAACAUCCCGGACUGCACCGAGAGCUCCUGCUUCAACGGAGGCACCUGCACGGACAAGAUCAACGGCUACACCUGUACGUGCCGCCCCGGGUUCACCGGCUCGCACUGCCAGUACGAGGUGAACGAGUGCGACUCGCAGCCGUGCCUCAACGGAGGCCUGUGCCAGGACGCCCUCGAGUCCUUCCGCUGCUCCUGUCCCAAGGGCUACUCGGGUGGCAGGUGCCAGAACCCAGUUGACUGGUGCCGGCGCUCCAACCCGUGCCAGAACGGCGGCCGCUGCCGUCAGAAGGACGCCGCCUUCACCUGCGAGUGUAUGGGUGGCUGGUCGGGCCGCUACUGCGACAUCCCCGGGGUGUCCUGCGAAGUGGCCGCCGCUGACCGAGGCUAUCAGACGGACGAGCUGUGCCACCACGGUGGGCACUGUGUCAACACGGGCAACACGCACUACUGCAAGUGCCCGACCGACUACAUGGGCAGUUACUGCGAGAGCCAGGUGGACCACUGCGAGGACAAGCCCUGCCGCAACGGCGCCACCUGCAGGGGAUAUGUGGGAGGAUACACAUGCGACUGCAUGCCAGGCUACCAUGGCGAGAACUGCGAGAUGGAGAUUAACGAGUGCCAGUCUCACCCAUGCCAGAACGGUGGAACAUGCAUCGACCUGGUGGGCCAUUACAUCUGCUCUUGCCCACCUGGCACUCUGGGUGUGCUGUGUGAGAUCAACGAGGACGACUGCUCCAUGCCGGCCAGGCCUCGGGGCACCCCCAAGUGUCUGAACAACGGCACGUGCGUGGACCGCGUGGGCGGCUACCGGUGCAACUGCCCGCCCGGCUUCACCGGCGACCGCUGCGAGGGCGACAUCAACGAGUGCCUGUCCAACCCCUGCAACAUGGGCAACAGCCUGGACUGCAUCCAGCUGCCCAACGACUACCAGUGCAUCUGCAAGCCGGGCUACACAGGUCGACGGUGCCAGAACCGGUUCAGCGUGUGCGAGUCUCAGCCCUGUCAGAACGGGGGCGCCUGCUCGCUGUCCAGCAACACGGCCUCGGGAUACGCCUGCACCUGCCAGCUGGGCUACACCGGUGCCAACUGCGAGCGCAGCAUGUCGUGCCGCGAGCUGUCCUGCUACAACGGCGGCAGCUGCACGCUGACCACGCGCGGCGCCCGCUGCUCCUGCCUGCAGGGCUACGCCGGGCCGCAGUGCCAACACCGCAGCAACGAGGGCUGCUCGGCCCAGCCGUGCCGCAACAACGGCCUGUGCACCGAGGAGACCACCUUCCCCUACUUCCACUGCCAGUGCCAGCCGGGCUAUGGCGGCAAGCGCUGCGAGCAGCUGACCAGCUCGUCGCUCCCGGGGCCCAAGGCGCUGCCGCCGCCGCCCGCGUGCCCGCUGGCCGACUGCCCGGGCAAGGCCAACGACGGCGUGUGCGACAAGGAGUGCAACACCUUCGCCUGCCGCUGGGACGGCGGCGACUGCUCGCUGGCCGCCAACCCGUGGGCCAACUGCCCCGACCCGCACUGCUGGCGCGUCUUCAACAACAGCCAGUGCGACGAGAGCUGCAACAACGCCGACUGCCUCUACGACAACUUCGACUGCCGCAGCAAGGAGAAGGUUUGCAAUCCGAUCUACGAGACGUACUGCAUCGACCACUUUGCGGACGGCCGCUGCGACCAGGGCUGCAACACGGAGGAGUGCGGCUGGGACGGCCUGGACUGCGCGCAGAAGGUGCCCGAGAACCUGGCGGAGGGCGUGCUGGUGAUCACGGUGCUGCUGCCGCCCGAGGAGCUGCUGCGCACGGGCACGGCCUUCCUGCAGAAGCUCAGCGCCAUCCUGCGCACCAGCCUGCGCUUCCACCUGGACAAGAACGGCGAGGCCAUGAUCAAGCCCUACACCAAGCCCUACAUGCGCCGCCUCAAGAAGAGGGAGCUGCAGCCGCAGCAGGAGGUCAUCGGGUCUAUCGUGUAUCUGGAGAUCGACAACCGGCUGUGCUCCCAGGGCUCCGAGGACUGCUUCCCCACGGCCGACACGGCGGCCGAGUACCUGGGCGCCCUGCACGCCACCGAGAUGCUGCGCUUCCCCUACCCCAUCAAAGAAGUCCGCAGUGAGCCGCUGCCGCAUUCGCCGGAGGAGGUGCCGGAGUGGGGCAAGCUGCUGCUGGUGGGCGUGGCGGCGCUCUUCCUGAUGGUCAUCCUGCUGCUGGGCAUGCUGAUCGCGCGGCGCAAGCGGGAGCACAGCACGCUCUGGUUCCCCGAGGGCUUCUUCCUCAAGAAGGAGGCCAGCAGCAACAAGAACCGCCGCGAGCCCGUGGGCCAGGACGCCCUGGGCAUGAAACACAUGCCUAAGACGGUGGAGGAGUCUCUUCUAGGUGACCACAGCGACCAGUGGAUUGACACAGACUGCCCUGAGGCCAAGAGACUGAAGGUGGAGGAGCCCAGCAUGAUGUCGGACAGUGACGACCCAGUGGACUCCAGACAGUGGACACAGCACCAUCUGGCGGCCGCCGACAUCCGCAUGCCCCCCUCUAUGGCGCUCACGCCCCCACAGGGAGAGUUCGACGGCGACUGCAUGGACGUUAACGUCCGAGGACCUGACGGCUUCACCCCGCUCAUGCUGGCGUCGUUCUGUGGCGGCCUGGAACCCGAGGUGGCGGAGGAGGAGGAGGAAGAGUCGUCGGCCAACAUCAUCUCGGACCUUAUCUACCAGGGCGCCUCGCUGGCCGCCCAGACGGACCGCACCGGCGAGACUGCCCUGCACCUGGCCGCCCGCUACGCCCGCGCCGACGCCGCCAAGAGGCUGCUGGACGCCGGAGCAGACGCCAACGCACAGGACAACACCGGACGCACGCCACUGCACGCAGCUGUGGCCGCCGAUGCCCAAGGAGUAUUCCAGAUCCUGAUCCGUAACCGUGCCACCGACCUGGACGCCCGCAUGUACGACGGGUCCACCGCCCUCAUCCUGGCUGCCCGCCUGGCAGUGGAGGGCAUGGUGGAGGAGCUCAUCACGUGCCACGCCGACGUCAACGCCGUCGACGAGCUGGGUAAAUCUGCCCUGCACUGGGCUGCUGCCGUCAAUAACGUGGAGGCCACCAUGGCCCUGCUGAAGAACGGAGCCAACAAAGAUAUGCAAGAUCUGAAGGAGGAGACCCCUCUGUUCCUGGCGGCACGCGAGGGCAGCUGCGAGGCGGUCAAGGUCCUCCUGGCCCACUUCGCCAACCGCGAGAUCACCGACCACAUGGACCGGCUGCCGCGCGACAUCGCCCAGGAGCGCAUGCACCACGACAUCGUGCAGCUGCUGGACGAGUACAACACGGUGCGCAGCCCGCAGGGCCACAGCGCCGCCGCCCACCACCUGGCCGCCGCCGCCGCCGCCGCCGGCCACACGCUCUCGCCGCUCAUGUGCCCGCCGAGCAGCUUCAUGCCCGGCCUCAAGACCACGCCGCAGGGCAAGAAGAGCCGGCGCCCCGGCGCCAAGGGCUCAGGGGGAGGGGGCGGCAUGGGCGGGCAGCACGGCGCCAUGAGCCUGAAGGAGUCGGCCAAGGCGCGCAACAAGAAGCUGACGCUGGACAUGCAGAGCGCGCUGCUGGAGAGCUCGGUGACGCUGUCGCCCGUCGACUCGCUGGACUCGCCGCACGGCGGCGCCAGCAACGCCGGCUACAUGACCAACCCCACCUCGCCCGUGGCCAUGCCCUCGCCGGGCAUGUUCCACACGUCCAUGUCGGUGCCCGGCACGCCCAUGGUGCACGCCGGCAUGCUGGACGCCGGCGGCGGGCCCUUCGCCGUCUCCCUGGCGCAGCUCAACGACCUGAGCGGCGCCGACGGCCUCUCCAUGCAGGCGCGCGUCUCCAUGGCGUCGGCGGUGGCGGCGGCCAACCAGCACGGCUACGUGCUCAACUCGGGCCAGCUGGGCAUGAGCAUGGGCAUGGUGAACCCGGUGAGCGUGCCCUUCGACUGGCACGGGCGCAUGACGCCCUCCUCGCAGUGCGGCCCGGUGGUCAGCAUGGUGCACCCCAUCAGCAGCCAGGCCGGUCUGAUGACGCCCUCGUCCACCAUGGCGCAGGGCGGCCUGCUCAUGCACCAGCCCAUGUUCCGCGGCGGGCAGCCCGCCAUGCUGCAGCCCACGCUCGUCUCCUCCACCCCCACCAGCCUCAGCCCCGUCAAGCUGGCCUCCAUCGCCGAGCAGCAGCAGCAGCAGCUCCACAGCCACUCACUGGCUCGCAUGGGCACCUCCUCCCCUCCCACCCCCCAGCAGAGCCAGCCCCCGCCGGCCUUCUACCAGCAGGCUCCACAGCAGCCCCAGCAUAGCCCCCAGGCAGCGCAGGCACAGGCCCAAGCCCAGGCCCAGGCAGCAGCAGCAGCAGCAGCAGCAGCAGCCCAGCCACCCCAGGGUCAAGGCCCCCAGGCCGGAGGCAGCAGUACGGGGCUGGAGGAUUACCCGACGCCACCCUCACAGCACAGCUACACCUCCGCCAUGGAUGCCACCCCCAAGCAUUACCUGCACCUGCCCAGCGAGCACCCGUACCUGACCCCGUCCCCGGAGUCGCCUGAGCCCUGGUCCAGCCCCUCCCCGCAGUGCGUGUCCGACUGGUCCGAGUCCACCCCGAGUCCGGCCGUGUCGGGCCCGGCCCAGACCCAGAUCCCCCACGUCCAGGAGUCCAACGGGAAGAUGCAGGUGUUCGCGUGAGGAGGAGAACCUCCCCACCCUCGCCGUCACAACUUCGACACAUUCCCAACCCCGACCCCCCUUUUUCCCCCCCUGUCGCCUGAAAGCACCAGAGCCAACGAGAACCGAGAAGGGAGCUCUCGUCGUGGUUCUGGUUUCGUUUUUUUAUGAGUCAGCCAGCUUUCAAGAUUUUGAAUUGGGAUCCGGAUUGACUGUGUCGCGUCAAGAAGACCGUCUGCUGAUAUUGCGUGCAGAGAUAAACAAAAAGAGUAAAGGGAAAAAAAAUGUUGUUAUUAAUUGUCUUAAAAGAAAAGACAAUAUGAUGAAGUAAGACUUAUUCUGUCUCAGAUGGACUUGUUUUUUUAUUAUAAAAAAAAAGUAUAUGAAGAAAGCCACGUCUUUUAUUUCAAAGACUUGGGGGACACUUUCCUGAAACUAACAAACUUUAAGUAGACUAAGAGAAAAAAAGCAAAUGUUGAAGGAAAUUCCUUUCUUUUUUAUUUAUUGUUUUCUUGUGUUCCUCCUUUUUAAGAAAAAGAAACUGCCUGGUGGGGCGUUCUCUCCCUCUCUCUCUCUUUGUCCCAGACGAAUGGUCACUCACUGAUCCAGAUCUGUUACUUUUCACCGCCCUUAGCAGAACCACUGCGGUUAUUCUCUAGUAUUACGUAAGGUCCGGUUUACUUUCAUGUUGUUUUGACAAAUGAAACCAGAAUAUGAGGAUGUAGUCCUCCUUAAGGUGAUUCUUUUUUUAAUUAAUAUUAUUAUUUUGGGCAUUUUGUUUCUCGUUUGUGACAUGUUUUCAGUCAGUACUGCAGAUUUGUUUCUAAUUCUCUGGCAUGUAAUAAUUCAUGAAGCAGAAGUGGCCAGUAUUGAUUACUUUUGGCAUUUUUGUUCCUUUUGGCUAGGCCACAAACUACAGUUGACUCACCACACACUGAACGAACAUAUUAUUCAACUUAUUCCUGUCUUGUGAAGUCCCACAGAGAUGAGAUGGGUUUAGUGGCCUUGGGUCGUAGAGUGAUGGAGAGAGAGAGAGCACUCACUUUUUGUUAUUUAUUUUGGCCACAUAAAAACUGAUUGGCACUACAAAAAAACUACAAAAAUGGCGUAUGCUAGGUAAAUGUCACUGAUUGCAAAUUAUGUUGAACAAAAAAAAAUAUCUUUAGUUUAAACCCAUUUCUUUAGGUAUGUAUUACGUGUAAGAAUGUAUUGGGGCAUCUCUGAAGCACUUCUCGGGGCGAACAUGAGGGCGGCGCUAGUGAGCUGGGCUCUCCCUUCUUGCAGUAAUACCAGUUACCACAUGCUCUCCCGGUCAGCCGUCAGAGGAAAGCCAGGUGUGAUUCUAUGAGAUGCCCCUCUCCAAUUACCCCUCUGUCUUAUCCUCUCAUGGCUCUGACAGUCCUGGGCUCAGUACCAGAGUAUUUAGUAUUUCAGAAUAAGUAUUUAUGACCGCAUAGCUCACGUUUUUUUUUUUUUCUGCCAUUACUAAAUCAGCCAGUCACUGCCUUUUUUAUAGUUCUCUGUUUUUUGUUAUUCAUUUCUUUUAUUUGUUUUUAUUACAAUGAUGUACUAAGCUAUUUUUUUCUUGUUGUUUUUUUUUCUUUCUUCCUUAUUGGCUGCUGCUCGCUGUCACUCUUAAGUGUGACACCCGUGUGUCUUCUGAAAACAUUACUGCUUCCUCCUUCCCUCUGCCCCUGACCCCCCACCCCAUCCCCUGCUCGUGUGGAGCUGCAGUGUAUGCUGCUACCCAACUCGCACUGUGCCUGUCCCCCCCUCUUCCCAUUAGAGUGCUUCCUCUCUUGCCCUCAGAGACUCUCACUGGCCUCUCCACUUCCCAACCAGAUCCAUUUUUUUUAAAAUGUCUGUUUGACGCAAUGUCUGAUGCCUCGUUCUCCGACCAACGUAGAUGACCAACGCACGCACGUGAGAGGGCACAAUAAUAAUAAAUAAAUAAAUGAAAAAUAAAAUUAGUUUUAUUUUUUUUCCUCCCCCCUCCAGUCUUCCGUCAAACCUCCAGGAGUUUUUUGGGAGGCUGCGUUUGACUGGAGGGCUGCCCAGGCAAGGAGGGCCUGUGGCUGGGGAGGGCCGGAGGCUGCUAGUGCCCUGUCACUCCUCAGGGAGGCAUUAUAAGGCAUGCAGGUACCGGGAGUGGGGGUACGUCCUGCUCUACCCCCGCCCCCCUCCCCCUGCAUCUUUAGCAGUGGUUCAACCCCCCUCCACACCAGCCAAGGAGGGAGAGGGCGUCUUGUGCACUGGAGAUGAUAACCUUGGAUCCUGGAGCAGGAACACUGCUAUGCAGUGCUGCCCUUCCCAGAUUAAAUUAGAUUGUUUUUUUGAAAAAAAAGUAUAGGCGUUCUCUUCUCUCGUGAGUUCAUCUUCUAGGCCCCCCAUGUUUAAGAUUGAUCGCACGGCUGCGUUUGAGUCAUCUGUCGUCAUCUUCGGCGUCUUCCAUUAUUUUUCUGGUUGUCUCUCGAGGCAAUAGGUACUCUGCCACUGUUCUCAGAAAUUGCCAUUUCAAAGCAUGUUUCUGUAUUCCUGGGGCACUGAUGACUGUUUUAUUUUUGUUUUUUUGUUUUUUUUCCCAACUGCAUUUCUGUUUCUGUUUCGACAUUCCUUUCAACACUCCUGUCUCCUGUACCAGAGCAUUUCAUCAACCCCAUUAUCUACAUGUAAAUAUGUUUGUCUUAUUUAGAUCUACUUGUUUAAGAGUCUUAUGUUGCUAAAAAUGAUUAUGUACUAAAAUGAUAAUGUACUUCCAAUUAGCCUUACUGUUGAAGCUGAGAGGACUGAUAUUUUAUUGGUCUCACUUUAUUAGAUCGGAUUAGACAUUUUCUGUUUCAUUAUUAAUUUCUAUACUUGUUUAAAAGUAGUUUUUUAAAAGAAAUAUUGUUGUAUAUAAACACCUUUUCACAUUGUUUCUCUCUACAAACAAAAGUUGUAAAAUAAGGUACUUCUAAUAAAAACAGUAGGGAUCUACA